CCCUCAGUUGUCCGGAAGGAGCAGUUUAUGAAAUGCUAACAAGUGCCUGCCCAAAUACGUGCGUGAACCCGACGGCGAGCAGUCAGUGUAUGGAGAAUGAGGUAGAAGGGUGUGAAUGUGAAGAUGGCAAGUUAUUUGAUGGUGAGAAGUGCGUGUCACCGCGGGACUGUGGAUGCAGAUAUGCUGGCCUUGUAUUUCAGCGUGAUACUACCUUCAUGACACAUGACUGUAAACGUAUGUGUAGGUGUACUGUAGAUGGGAUUACUGAAUGUGAACGAAUACAAUGCCACGGGAAUGCUUACUGUGGGUUGGACAGUGAUUUCAAUUAUGGUUGUCAUUGUACUGAUGGCUACGAUGGUGAUGGUAUUGAGAGCUGUUUGAAAUCAUAUUCAGAGUGCGUAAUAUAUGGUGAUCCACAUUAUAGCACAUUUGAUGGUAGGACAUAUGACUUCCAGGGAGAAUGUGAAUAUACGUUGUCCACUUCUGCAUGCGGAGAUAUUCAAUUUCUACCUGUUUACAGUGUUAUUGCAAACAACCAGAAAAUCAAGCCAAGUGACAGCGUCAGUUAUACCAGAGAAGUUUAUGUCAUAGUUGAAGAUGUGGAAUAUGAAUUACUCCAGGGUAAUAAUGUUCGCGUAAACGGGUCUAGUGUAAAUCUACCAUACAACGAUUUCAAAGUGGAAGUGAAAAAUUCGGGCAGAUAUGUA
Messenger RNA from Saccoglossus kowalevskii, 707 nucleotides. RefSeq names its product IgGFc-binding protein-like. Lineage: Eukaryota; Metazoa; Hemichordata; Enteropneusta; Harrimaniidae. The record is from RefSeq and is a predicted model, not a curated record.